CAAAUGCGUGAGAAAUUCCUGGUUUAGUCCGCCGACUCUAGUCCAAAGUCUGCCAUUGUUUACGGCGUCCUUUAUCCGCCCCUUCCUUCUCCGUCUUCUCGAGGGGGUUUUCCUCCUAACAUUACUUCAAACCUAUAUUUUAAAAAUAAUUUUAUUUCAAGAAAAAUAAUCCUCCGGUUAAUCGAUUUUUGAGUACCAAAGAGAAAGUUUCGGUACCAGUAGGUUGAAUUAUUUUUUGCUAUGUGUAUAUUCAGGAGCAGAGCUGUGCCCGCCUGUAGAGUGAAUAAAGAAGUAGCAUUUUUUUCUUCAAUUAUAUUGGGGUCAUAUAGCAGAAAACAUGUACAAUAUGAACACUAACUACAGCCCUCGGAAGUACAAAUUAUUCUUGAUAUCAUGAUUCGCCAUUGCUGCUCCAGUCUCUUUAAAACUGCUCAAGCUUUAGAGUUUAUUUGAGUUCCGUGUUUGAGCUUUUGGAUUUCAGCUUGCUUAUAGAUAUUGCUGAAGUAGAUCCACAUGGAAACAAAUAUUGCAAAGGCAUUGGAUAGAGUGGUGCCUAAUUUGAAACGAAAGCAGGCUAGUCAAUGUGCUGCAAGAUUAAAUGGAGCUUCCCACUCAGUGCUACCUCAUUGGUCAUCCUUAACAUUUCCAACAGACAAUUAUGUCAAACGGAGGAGAUUGGGUGAACAUACAAGCAUGUAUACCAAUUAUGGGUCUAAUUUCAGACAAUCUUUACUUAGAUGUUAUUUGAACUUCAAAAAAAGUGGGAGGCCAGAACGGUUGAUGUUCUAUCAGAGUGGUGAAUGGACGGACUUCCCUGAGGAUGUUGUCAACUUGGUUAGAAACGAAUUAGAGGUAAAGAAGGCUUCUGUGGAAGUAGACUUUAAUGGGGAUCAUCUUGUGCUAGAUUUUCUGCACAUGUAUCAGAUGGACCUGAAAACUGGUUCACGGCAACCUAUUGCAUGGAUUGAUGAGAAGGGGCACUGCUUCUUUCCUGAAGUUUGUGCUGCUUCUGAUGAAAGAGUUUGUGAACAUCUGUGCGAGGAGCCUUCUGAACCUAAUGAGAUAAAAUUGCAUUUGGAUAUUGAAAUAAAUGGAGUGGAUAAAUCCAAGUUGAGUGAAUGUAGUGGUGAGUCAAAUGCGGUAUUGAAGCAUAUUCAAAUUGAUUCAAAGCAACCCUGCAAUCAGUAUGACGUAGAAGUUGAAGAUGGUAGUAACGAGCUGGAUAUUGAAAAUUUUGGCAAAGCUAUUGAGCAAAAUCAAGAGAUAGGUUUAGAUGCACAUACUGAAUCUGUAAAUGGAAAAUUGGAUUUGGAUACUGUACAGAACAUGUUUCUUAAGGGCAUGAAUAGUUAUGGCACUACUAACAUAGUGGAGAUAUAUCGCAUCUCAAACACUUUGAUGCAAUCACGAUUGGAGCUAUUCCAGAAGCAGGCUGAAAUUACAAAGAAGUGUCGUGCAUAUGCUAAUAUUCAAUAUGCUUGGCUUGCUUCUUCCAAAGGAGAACUGUCAACAAUCUUGAAGUAUGGGCUUGGGCAUUGUGGUCUAUCUGCAACUAAAUCUGUAUAUGGUGCUGGUGUUCGUCUUGCAGCUGUUGGCUGCCCUAUCACGAGUGCAAUUGAUUGUGAUGUUGACGAAAUUGGGGUACGACACAUGGUGUUUUGUCGUGUAAUAUUGGGAAACAUGGAGCGUCUCCGUCCUGGCACUAGGCAAUUUCAUCCCAGUAGUAAUGACUAUGAUAGUGGGGUAGAUGAGAUUCAAAGUCCGAGAUACUAUGUAGUAUGGAAUAUGAAUUUGAAUACUCACAUCUAUCCAGAAUUCGUUGUUAGUUUCAAGGUUUCUUCUGAUGUUGAAGGGGAUCAUUUUGGCAUUGAAAGUAAACGAAAUGUUUCCAGAGUUAUUACACCCUGUCAAGGUCCAGGCCUGUUACAAUCUGAGUCUUCUACUGUAGAUAUAAAGAGUGUUAGCCGACCAACUUUAGACCAUGGGAUUCCUCAAGGGAAAGCUGCUAGUAUGAACUCUAGCUCUUCAAGAGGUCCGAAAUCCCCUUGGAUGCCUUUUUCUAUGCUUUUUGCUGCUUUAUCAAACAAGGUUCCUCCCAUGGACAUGAAGCUUAUCAAUGCACAUUAUGAACAAUUCAGGGCCAAGAAGAUAGCCCGUGAUGAUUUUGUGAAGAAGUUGAGAUUGAUAGUCGGAGAUACUCUAUUGAGAACUACAAUAACAAAGCUUCAGUGCAAGAUGCCAUCCGACUCAGGGUGUGAAUGGGGCAAAAGUCAAGCAGCUACAUAGAGGCUGAGGCUGCCUUGACGUGACGGAGGUAGAGAACUCUGAUUAUCUGCUUUUGGAUUAUGUCUAGCGAGUGUCAUAUCGAUUAGUUUAAAUGCUUGAAAUGCGUCGACAUGAAUAUGUGAAUUACGGGGCUAAGGACCAUGACUUGCCGGAGCAUCUAGGCUUGAGUCUCUGAUUUACUUCCCCUCAAAGUAAGGGGGAAAAACUCUUUUCUUUUUGCAUUUACUAUCUUUUUUCCCCUCGACUUCUUUGAUGAAAUUGGAUCGUUGUUGUUACUGGUAGUCCAUUAGAGCUGGCUUUGGAUUUCAUGUGAUGGUGGUAUAUUUUAAUCCCAAUUUCUACUGUC
Prosopis cineraria is the source of this 2632-nucleotide messenger RNA. Its product is annotated as inactive poly [ADP-ribose] polymerase RCD1-like. Lineage: Eukaryota; Viridiplantae; Streptophyta; Magnoliopsida; Fabales; Fabaceae. The record is from RefSeq and is a predicted model, not a curated record. Gene Ontology annotation, molecular function: NAD+ poly-ADP-ribosyltransferase activity. The transcript is spliced from 8 exons. The coding region runs from base 514 to 2286 and encodes 590 amino acids.